CUCGAGGAAAGCGCGCGGCGCUCAGAUUCACUUUUCUCUUGUUGUCAGUUUGGAGAGUUCGGUUUCAAACAGUUUGAAACAAGUUGGAAAAACUUUUUUUUUCUUUUUUUCUUCUCUCUCACUCACUCUUCGUUUUGGUGACGACGAUUGCAAUUCAAUAAAUUGACUCUGAUAUAAUGCACGUGAUAAAAUACACGACCGUGAUCUUCUUCUUAUUCUUCUCCAAAAAUACACUACGUCGACGCUUCACGUAGUAGAAAUUUUUGUAUAUAUAAAUUUUUACCCGGCUCGUGGAGAAGAAAAUUUUUUCUGGCCUAGAAAAAUCAAUGUACGUUUAUUUUAAUAGUAAAUGAUAUACUAAAUAAUAAAAUAAUACAGAAAAAGAAAAUAAUUCUCUCAGUUGAUUUUGUUAGGUCAGAAAGAAACUGUUUUCUUUUCUAUAUUUUUCCUGUGAGUUUGUUUUUUGCUUUGAAAACAUUGACCUGAGAAGAUCCAUUCGCUUGAACUCUUUAGUAGAGGUCAGUUAGGGAAUUUGAAGAUUCCCGAAGAGCACUUGACAAGAGGAGUGGAGAAAUAAUCUUUUCUCGAGACAUUGGUCUUUCUUUUUUGUGUUUGAAAAAAAAAGUCCAAGGAGAAUAGAAAAAAAAUAUAUACAUUAUAUUAAUUCAAUUUUUAAGAAAGAAAGAAGAAAAUAAAUAAUUUUAUUUGAUGAAGAGAAAAUUUAUAAAUGGGCUGCAGAUCAAUCGAUUUAUUUUGGACGAGAGUCUUCAGAAAUUUAUUGUCGAUUCGCGCCGAUUUUCCGGCGCGAGAGAAAAUCAUAGAUACACGUCGUUUAGAUGCCGAUAAGCCGCUUAUAUAUACUUAGAGGAGAAAACAAUAUAAAGUAAACAGUUGGCAAUAUUUGCUUUCAUCUCAUAAGUAUCUUCCAUUAGUCCUUGAAAAUAGAGAGGGAUUAUAUUGAUCGACAAUUUAAAAAAAAAAUAAUAAUAAUAAUAAAAUAGCUGCCAUAUCGUGAAACUGUUUAUUGGUCGUAUUGAGGAGAGAAAAAAAAAUAUACAUAUAUUCCAUCGCAAUUUAUUCGUAUAUUUAUACAAAAUGGCGAGUCGUAUGAAAGCACUCUACAACCAAGUGGUAUUCGAGAGAAGAGUUCUAUUGGCUUGCACUAUUCUUGUUGGACUUUCAAUUUGCAUCUGGGCAGUUGCAAUUGGAACUGAUCAUUGGUUUUCAGUGGCAGCGCCCGACGAUCAAGGACUUCCGAUGAAAGACAGAGGAAUUCCAAAUAGACGACUCUUAAAGAAAAAUGUCGGCCUCUGGAGAACUUGUAUCACGUACAAAAUUCCAAUCAAUAAUACUAUCAUCGAAUGGCACACCAAAAGUGAGUGCAAGCAUCAGGAGAUGUUUCCAACUGAACGGGAAAUAAGAAGAGAUCCGGGUCUUAAUAUAACAGUACUCAAUUACUCGAGAACAGAAGUUUCGUUUGCCGUGAUCAGUUUGUUUAUUAUGAUAAUGGGUUUCGGAUUUUCUAUCUACACGUUCCGUAAUCCACGCUACAUGUUCAAGCGAUUAGCUGGCGGAAUCCACUUUAUUACAGGUGCCUGUGUCAUGGUGGUUAUACAAGUGCUUCUUUCGUCAAUUGAAUUUCAAAAACAUUUUAUGCCAGAAAUUCAUCCCCACGGUGCAACCACAUCCUACGAUUUCUCUUUGAUUUUAGCGUGGCUUGUUUUUAUAAUUAAUUUGCUCUCAGGUUGUGCUUUCAUGCUCUUUUCGAAAAAACGAAAAAGAGAUAAAGCGCCCACUGAAGAAAUAGCAAUGGCUGACGAACCAACUAUUAUAGGACGAUAAAUUACUUAUCAUCUGAAAAAUUAAAAUAUUAAAUUACAAAUCUAUGUAUAUACAUAUUGAUAAUAUUAACUUCUCUCAGCGAAUAGAAAAAAAGACCAAAAAGAGACCAAACAAAAAAAAAAUGAAAAUGCGCUCUUAAUUUUUCGAAAUUAAGCCAAAAAUACUCGUCUUAAAAAAAACAAACGAA
Molecule: messenger RNA, 2029 nt
Organism: Leptopilina heterotoma
Lineage: Eukaryota; Metazoa; Arthropoda; Insecta; Hymenoptera; Figitidae
Product: transmembrane protein 114
Exons: 6
Coding region: 1096-1842 (248 amino acids)
Cellular component (GO): plasma membrane
Source: RefSeq, a predicted model, not a curated record